Molecule: messenger RNA, 3167 nt
Organism: Neoarius graeffei (lesser salmon catfish)
Lineage: Eukaryota; Metazoa; Chordata; Actinopteri; Siluriformes; Ariidae
Gene: moxd1
Product: monooxygenase, DBH-like 1
Exons: 12
Coding region: 111-1946 (611 amino acids)
Biological process (GO): octopamine biosynthetic process; norepinephrine biosynthetic process; dopamine catabolic process
Cellular component (GO): secretory granule membrane
Molecular function (GO): dopamine beta-monooxygenase activity; copper ion binding
Source: RefSeq, a predicted model, not a curated record
GGGGGGAAUCUGCGCGCGCGCUCAGUGGGACGCCGCGAGUUUCCAAAACUCCAGCUGUAUCUGAGUAAAAGCGCUCGCGCUCCUCCUGGAAGCGCAUUCCGUUCAGCAGCAUGCCGGACAGCGCGCUCGUGAGCACCGUGCUGCUCUUCACCGUCAGCCUCGCGCGCUCUCAGCAGCCCGACUUCCAGCACGCGGCCGCUUUAGACGCGCGCGGCAGAUACGUGAUGAGAUGGGGCUUUGACGCAAACAGCAUCGCGUUCGAGCUCGAGGCGCAAACCACAGGAUACAUCGGCUUCGGCUUCUCUCCAAACGGCGCCAUGGCGUCAUCAGAUCUCAUCUUUGGAGGGAUUGCAGAUGGGAAACCUUAUCUGCACGACUACUUUGCAGACAGCAGCAGAAGAGUCCAUAAAGAUCAGGUCCAGAACUACAAGCUGCUAUAUGCAAGAGAAAACCACACACACACUGUGCUGGCGUUCAGCAGAGAGCUUCAGACCUGUGACCCCGAUGACAGAGAAAUCACGGGUAGUACAAUGCGGGUGAUCUGGGCAUUUCAUGACGAAGAUGUUGGGCCAUCAGGGCCGGGGUACCAUGGAAUAAACCGAGGAAGGAAAAGCUUACGUCUCCUCAACCCUGGGACCAGCAAGAGCGUUCCUCAUGGAACAGCUAGCUUCGACUUGCGGAACAUUAACGUUGCAGUGCCUCCAAAGGACACAACUUACUGGUGUCAGAUGUAUAAAAUCCCGGACGUGAAGAAAAAGCAUCAUGUAAUCAAAAUUGAGCCACUGAUCCAGAAAGGCCAUGAGAAUCUGGUCCACCACAUCCUGCUCUAUCAGUGUGAUAGCACCCUGAAUGAGGGCGAGCUGGAGAUAGGACACGAGUGCUUCCAUCCCAACAUGCCAGACUCUUUUCUGACCUGCCAAACUAUCGUUUUUGCCUGGGCCAUCGGUGGAGAGGGCUUCACUUAUCCUCCGCAUGUAGGAAUGUCAAUAGGAACAGCUGCAGAUCCAGUCUAUGUGCUGUUAGAGGUUCAUUACGACAACCCUGCUUUACAGAGAAGAAUAGUGGACAGCUCAGGCCUGCGUUUGUUCUAUACACCCAAGCUGCGGAGUUAUGAUGCAGGGGUGAUAGAGACAGGGGUGUGGGUCAGUCCUUACCACAUGCUGCCUCCUGGGAUGCAGGACUACAUCACUGAGGGUCACUGCAUGGAAGAGUGUCUGCAGGAGUCUCUGGAGAGUGAGAUGCCCAGUGGUGUUCAGGUGUUUGCAGUCUUGCUCCACGCUCAUCUGGCUGGCAGAUCCAUCAGGACCAGGCAUUUCCGUCAGCAGGACGAGCUUCCCCCACUGUCCUCAGACGAGCACUUCGACUUCAACUUCCAGGAGUUUCAGCCACUGAACCCAGAGCGGCAGCUUUUGCCUGGGGACUCAUUAAUCACUGAAUGCAUAUAUAACACUAAAGGCAGGAAGAACAUGACAUGGGGUGGUUUGAGCACAAGGGAUGAGAUGUGCUUGUCCUAUCUGCUCUACUAUCCACGAAUCAACCUGACCAGGUGCGAGAGCCUUCCUGAGAUCACCGGCCAGCUCAAAUUCAUCGGAGUCAAGGAAAUUCAGAGCCAUCCUACGACAUGGCCUAUUGUGAUUAAAAGUCCAAAGAAAUACAGCAACCUUUUGUUCACUGAAGCCAUGGACAAGUUCCGAUGGACCAAGAAGAAAGGAAAGGACUUUAACAAAGUUGUGCUGAAGCUCCCAUUGAAUGUGCGCUGCUCCAAGCUGGGUUAUGAGGAGUGGUUGGUUCAGGGCAUGUUCAAGCCUCCCCCAAAGCCGAAAUCUGUUCAACUGCCUGCAAAAAGCAUGUGUCAGAAUGGCUCGGCAUCUCAAAGUCAUCACGCACUGUCUGUCCUAGCAGUCGCAGUUAUGUCCUUACUCAUCCUUCACGAUGCUCAGCACUGACUCCAUGUCAUUGGGAAGACAUGUAGUCGAGACAAAACUUUACUCCAACAAACAUCACUGAUUCAAAGCACAAGACAACAGCAGCAGGAUGUUGUUGGACUGAUGGAGAUGAUUAGUCUGGAGAAAAGAACCAGCACAGUUACAAACUAAACAAAUCAUGAUGUUUUAUACACUUGCUAACCGAACGUCUUGAAUAUUUAACCCUCCUCAAUGGAAAUUCUGUCCAUUUUACUGAAACCAGAAGACAGAUCAGCACAAUUUCAACCAAAACAGUUACACAUUCAGUCAAAACAUUGUGGAUACCAUAUAGUCUAGGAGUUUUGUUGUUACACAAGUAAUUGUAAAGCAUUUUAAAUGUUCAAAAAUUAGAAUCUCAAUACAGAAUAGUUAUAUAUGAAUAGAAAAAGUUGUUAAUGUUUUUUUUGUUGCAAAGAAGUCUUUUCAAGCUCUUUAAUUCACUUGAAGUUCACUUGUAGCACAUUCUAUACAUUUAUCUUUUUUACAAGUAACACUAGUACAAGCCAACUACAAAGUGCUUUAUAGGAUUUUGCAGUGAUAGCAGGAAAGUGCAUUAUAUAAUAAUGCCGUAAGGAUUUUAUCUACUGUAUAGGCUCAGCAUUGCAUUCUUAAGAAAACAUUAAACAUCUCAGCACAGAUUUAAGCACAAAACAAACAAACAAACAAAAAAAAGAUCGACAUCAGUCCUGGACCUGUUGUUAAGAACAGUUCCUAAGUACCCUUUGAGCUACACUGCCAGUCAGAUAUUUUUCAACACCGUAUAUUUCUACAUUUUCGCUUUCAAAAAAAAAAAGAUUUAACUUUGAAAUACUUGAAAUUUUGUUUGAAAAUGUUUACUAUUAUUGUUUUUAAAAAUUGUAUUCAUAUUAAUAAUCAUUUUAUCGGAACAUUCCAGAUCAAAUCAGAAAAGCCGACAUACUUACGCUGUAAUAUUAAAGCACUUAUUUUAGAGGCCCAUUAGGAUUUGAUCAUGAUUUAAGCAUGUAAUGAUUCAUACAAUUCACAAUUCGAUUCAAUUCACUACAUUCGAUUUUCCCACAAUGUUUUCAAGGAAAAACUUAAAUGAAUAAAAUUUUAUUACCAAAACAAAUGCAACAUUUAUUUUCCUGUUCUUUAUCAACUGAAAUAUUCCUAUUGUUAAAUAAAAAAAAAAACCUUGUAUUUCAUUUUUCGAAUAACCAACAAGAAUUAUUUAUCCACAUU